GUUUUGCAUUCCCUCAUAUGGAGUGUAUACUUCUUGUGAGAGAUGUUUUUGUGUUAGGGACUGCGACUGCUGGCGCAACUAUCGGGUACCAUGUCUGGCGCCCUGGCUCUGGUGUAACAUAGACGUUGUACGCAAGGGACAAAGGGAGCCCCUGGACUGGUUAUAGAAAGUAGACUGUCACCUUACUAUGUUGUAGAGUAGCUGGCAAAUUUCUUUGCCGGUGCUGUUUUCAGUUGUCAAGUUUUAUACAACGAGCCGCGAUGACCCUCUCCAUCGGAAACGCACAGCUUCUCCAGGCAGAAAUCGAUGAAACUGACCUUAGUUUCUUCCGAUUCUCAGUCCAUGGAAGUAUCAAGUACCUUACCAUCGAGGGAAACAUUUUCUCCACCACGGAAAUGGCUUUUGGCCCAUCUCUAAGGUCUCUACUGCCAGAAUUUCCACCUGAUGAUUGGAAUGAUGGGUUAAUUGCCAAAGGCAAGAGCACCGGGAAGCCAUAUUUCGCACGUGCCGUCCGGAACACAUUUCCGGGUGUCAAAAAUCAAUGGCAUGAGUACUCGGUUGACUAUUCAGAUAUAAAAGUGGGAAAGAGGCUUCGGACUGGCAUCUACGAGGUUCAAUGUCCGGGAUUUGACACCAUUGUUGUCGCUAAAUUUGCUCGCUUCCACUGGGAGAUUCGAUACAUGGAGAGCGAGACAACAGCAUACGAGUGGAUAAAAGACCACGACAUUGGCCCACGAUUUCUGGGUCAUCUGGUCGAAGAUGGUCGCGUAAUCGGGUUCCUGAUGGAACGAAUUUCCAAUGCACGACAUGCAGUUUUAGAUGAUCUCGAGGCUUGUUGGGAUACAUUGUCGCCGUUGCAUGCCCUGGGGACUCGACAUGGUGACACCAAUCCAUUUAAUUUCUUAAUGACCGACUCGAGAGCUGUUUUGAUCGACUACGAUACAGCUCAAAAGUGUGACGAUCGCGAGGAGCUUUGCGAGGAGCUUGACGGUCUUGCUGAAUCGUUAGCAAGUACAUCCGAUCGAGGCGGAGGGGGCUUGCUUUGAAUGGGAUGUAAG
Aspergillus caelatus is the source of this 1058-nucleotide messenger RNA. RefSeq lists its product as uncharacterized. Bases 261 to 1046 code for a protein of 261 amino acids. NCBI's taxonomy places the organism in Eukaryota, Fungi, Ascomycota, Eurotiomycetes, Eurotiales, Aspergillaceae. The record is from RefSeq and is a predicted model, not a curated record. The transcript is spliced from 2 exons.